Molecule: messenger RNA, 2384 nt
Organism: Exaiptasia diaphana
Lineage: Eukaryota; Metazoa; Cnidaria; Anthozoa; Actiniaria; Aiptasiidae
Exons: 7
Coding region: 2-2356 (784 amino acids)
Biological process (GO): interstrand cross-link repair
Cellular component (GO): Fanconi anaemia nuclear complex; nucleoplasm
Source: RefSeq, a predicted model, not a curated record
AAUGGCGGACGAUUGGAAAGUCAAGACGAAGUUUUGGAUUAACGACGUUAAAGCCCCCAUUUCUUGCAGAAUUGAAGCUGUACCUUCAAAGAAAGGCAAAGAUCUAGUAUUUCUAUCCAGUGGCGAUACGUUCGUUUACCUCUUUGAAAGCAGUAGGAUUUUGAAUAUAUUUUCAUUUCCUGGCUGUGUAAGAUAUUUUUUGGUAGAURGUCAAUAUUGUUUAGCAAUUACCGAAGAUGGAAAGGUCUGGCGUGUCCCCUUCAGUAGACAUAAAGUGAAAGCAUCAUCAAAACCUAAUUUUACUCAGAAUUCCAACUCUGAUUUACCAACCAAUCAAGUCAUAUUCUCUGAUCUUCUUUCAAAUGAUACAAAGCAACAACAUGCUGAAGACAAACCAUCUGUUCAUGUUACGGAAAUAACAGCAAAUAAUGCCAUUCUCUGCGAACCAAAUGUCAGUGUUAUUUUWCCUUACAAAGGCUUUCUCAUCACCGUGGCAACCAGUGAACAGGAAAGCWGUGUGUCUUUUUAUGAACAGUGCACUCAGCUAUCAUAUAACCCAGUCCCAACUCAUAGGAAGUUUUUGGAAGAUGCAGGAGGCUCAUUUUCCUUCYCAGCAUGCCUACUUGUCAUACGUGAAAAUGGYAACUCUGGAGACAAUAUUUURCAAAGGGCAAUCUUUGAUGCCUUAAAGCCAAAAGGAUCASAAGAUGAUGCUGUAUUAUUAUUAGGAAGUSUGGAAGGACGUGUUUGGUCUUUGAGCACCAGUCCACUUAUAAUGRAAAAUUCACCAGAACUUGUUUGGGAUUUAGAGGAACCCAUUUGUUAUCURUCUCUAACUACACUUAGUGCUGAUAGCAAGUCAGACAAUCUUAGUAAUGCUGUCAUAGUUAUCAGUAGAAGAGGAAAAUGUGUCAUUUUUUAUURUCAUCAUACCGAAUUCACACAUUCUGAGCAUAACUUGUCAGGGCCAAUCAUCUGUUGUUUGAAUUACCURAAUUACAUCUUCUAUUCCAAUGGCAAAGAACUCUGUAUGGCAAAACKUUCAUUGGUCAAGGAUGGUGACAGUAGUAACGUCGUUCUUCUGACAACAUACUUCAACAUUGCUAAUAUUGCUGCAAUGUGCCCUCUCAAAUUAUCAAGCAGCACUCCUGAUAGGUGUUACUUAGAAAUGCUAACAUUAAAUGGCAAAGUGAUGGACGUCUCCCUUCCUUAUGAUGAUGCUAAAGCUAUCUCUUCCUUACAAUCCAAACAAGGAAAUCAUCUGAAAGACUUGCUAUUCAGUAUUGAAAACAUUGCCAUGCAAAGUAAGACUCUACGAGAAGACUUGGACAUUGUAGAAAAGGUCCUAAAACAGCUCAACCAAGAUAUUACACUUCUCUUUAAUCUUAACUCGUCUUUAAAGCCAUCAGAAUUUCUUAAAUGGACAGUUUCUCCAGGUUAUGCCGCAAGCACAGAUAGCUAUCAUAUAACGUUGAAACUUCAAAACCUCACAAGGAUUUUGAUACGAGACAAYUGGWCGUUUCUCAUUCAAAUKAGAGGSCUUUCAUCUGAAAAKGAUUUUUCUUCAAGAAGGGUAAYCUCACAUUCACUGAACAUCGGAAACCUAGCUUAUGGGAUUACAAAGGAGUUCUGUGUGUCUUUACYAAGUAACUAURACUUAAMAACGUGUUUGGCUGUUGAAGCCCAUGUUUGCUAUAAUCUCAAGWCAUUGCUAUGUAAAUUGCCAAAAUGUUUGCAACAUGUGACAGACUGUGUCUUGGUGUCUCUGGGACACACCARCAUUGAUAUACUACAUUUUGUGGCAUCUCUCUGUAAAGUUGGAGAUAGUGGUUUUGAUAUGUCGAUACGGCGGUCCCAACUUGAUGAACUUGAAUCAUUUUGUCAGAUUGCAAGUGGUAGCGGCCAAACCGGCUUGAGUGUGACAGWGUCCUCACUAAAAACAAUACGAUUUCCUAUCGCUAAAGACGUAUUCAUGUCCAUCCGCAAGCCAAUCAAACCAGCUUUAAUACUAACAAACCACGACUUACAGUUUUUGUAUGAUAUGAUGAGUUAUACAGACGAUGUUUUGGAGGUCAGCCGAGAAGGCAGUGAAACAAGUCAACGGCAACACGACUUGGACGGACGUUCUGUUAAUAUCCGUUUGGAAUCGGCCUCUAGAGAAAUGGUCAUUGUGUUAGAAGCACCGUCUGGGCUCGAGCUGUAUGCACUUGUAGAGGCAUUUGCAAGUAGAGUAAUGGUGCUAAUUUCCCAUUGCUGUUCUUCUGAUAAGCUUGAUAGUGCACAACUGAGAGAAACGCUACAACAUCUUGAGGAAGUGAAAUCACAGAUCGUCCAUAAAAAACACGUUGAUCGUUAAUUACAAUAAARUCUUUGGUGAUAUAUUA